AUGAAAUUAUUUGUGGGUGCCACCCUGGCCAUUAUGCUAGGCAUAAUGGGUCAGGUUACAAGGGCACAAAAUUUAGCAAAUGGUGCAAUACCCUCAAAUCUCAUGGCAAAUUUGGUCAAUGGAGCAGGGGGAGCAACGAAAUGGAGUUUUAGUACGAAUUCCGGUCCGGCUUCAUCUGGGAUUAGUUCUUCGGCUGAUGCUGCUGCUAGUCUUGGCUCGGCAUUGCCUGCCAAUUUGAUGGGGGAUUUAAGUAAAAUUAUGGCCCAGGCAGGGAAUGCGGGCAAUGGAAAAUUCAGUUUUACAACCACCUCGGGUUCGUCAUCCGGAAACCAGGAUGGUGUUGCCGCCACUGCUGCUGUAUUGCCUGGCAAUCUGGUUGGAGAUUUGAGUCAAAUGUUUGGACAAAAUGUGGAUCUAAAUAAAAUCAUAAGUCAAAGUGGAAGCGGAAGCGGAGGUAGCGGCAAAUGGAGUUUCAGUGUCAAUGGAAGUCCCACAACUAUGACUAGCUCCUCCACUUCCUCCUCGGGAGGUCAAAUUCUGAACUCUGGAGCGGCCAAUCUCGUGGGAGAUUUAAGUCAAAUGUUCGGCCAAGCUGGAAGCGGAGGUAAUGUUAAGUGGAGUGUUAAUGGCAGUCCCACCACUAUGACGAGCACUUCCUCUUCCUCCUCUGCUGGUGUCCAAGGUCAAGGUUCCGGUGUUGGCAUGGCAAUUCCUGGCCAACUCAUGGGAGAUUUAAGUCAAAUGUUUGGUAAGGGCGGAUCUGGUGGCUCCACCAAGUGGAGUGUUAAUGUCAAUGGCGGUCCUAGUAUGACCUCCGGAAUACAAACCCAUGAUUUGGCUUCCCAUUUGGCUGGUGGCAUCUCUGGAGGCAUCAACGUCGGUGGUCAUCCAAUUACCGGCUCGACUACAGUGUCGUCUGGCACAGGUGGUAAAAUUGGCACCGCUGGCCGUUGGAAGGUUAGUGUUAACAAUGGUCCCGCCAGCGUCUCCAAGGUUCCCAUCAAUAAUGCCAUACAUGGCAAUUUGGUGGGACAGGGUUUCACACCUCAGGUGACCACUUCAACAACUACAACAACAACCGGAAAUAUGGGUUCUCUGCAAAAUAAUUUGGCCAGUAUGUUUGGUCAAAUUAGCGCUGGAGGAGGUUCCGGAGGUUCUAUACAAAAUGAUUUGGCCAGUAUGUUCGGACAGGUGGGAGCUGGAGCAGGUUCCGGUGGUUCCGUACAAAAUGAUUUGGCCAGUAUGUUUGGACAAAUGGGAGCUGCAGGAGGUUCUAGUGGGAAAUUAACUGUCAGUGUCAACCCCUCAAUAACCACUAGCAUCACCACAUCAACUUCGGGUUCGAGUUCCAGUUCUUCCACCACCCCCGUUGGAGGUCUCCAGGGCAACUUAAUUGUCGGUAGCACAGGAACUAGUGGUACCACAACAGGUGGUUCCAAAGGUAAAUGGAGUGUAACCAUUAAUACGGGACCAGCAAGUGGUAUUUUGGGAGCGGUUCAAGGCAUUGCCACGGGAUCGUCCACUCUGAGUGGAGGUUCAAGUGGUCAGGUGAAUAUUGGUUCCACAACGUCUGGGGGUUCCACUACUGGCCAUUUGAAUAUUAAUAUGGGAAGCACCGGAUCUGCUGGUCAAACUUCAAGUGAUGCGAAUGGCCAAUGGACCAUUGAAACCAGCGGAACUACCAAUGAUGGAGAUCUAAGUGGCCAUUUGACCAUUGGAACUAGUGGCACUACCACCACGGAACUACCACCAGCCAAUCAAAUGAUGGAGGUUUAA
This is a messenger RNA of Musca domestica (house fly), 1776 nucleotides long. RefSeq lists its product as uncharacterized. NCBI's taxonomy places the organism in Eukaryota, Metazoa, Arthropoda, Insecta, Diptera, Muscidae. Bases 1 to 1776 code for a protein of 591 amino acids. The record is from RefSeq and is a predicted model, not a curated record. The transcript is spliced from 2 exons.